UAAUGAAUCAGUUGUUGUUAGUUUAAAGAAUUUUAUUCGUAAAUUAUUAAAUUUGAUUAAAAGAUCACUUAUUCCAAAUGAGCCUUUGAUGACCCAUACACGAGACUUAUUAAACAAUAACUUUGGAACACAUAUACUUACUGGUGGCCAGCCAUGCACAAUUCCAUUAUUAAGGGAAGAUAUGCUAAAUCCUAUUCGUGUCGGCAUAAAAGGUUUCAUAAACGCAUUAUCAAAUUUGAACUCUUCAAAUUUUUAUAAAGAAAUAAAUAGAGUAAAAACCGGUAGUUUAAUUACUUUAUUACUACCAAAUCCGGAUGUAAAACAAAAAGAUAGUAAUUCAACCGGUAGUGGUGUUUCUUGGAGUGAUUAUUCCGAUAUUGGUGGUGUUAGCUUUACCGAUCCGUCAAUUUUUCCCCUCGCAUCAGAUCAAAUUUCAAACUGCAGAAAAAGAUUUAUCGUUGAACAAACCGGUGUUUAUCUCGAGUCUUACUAUCAUAUACUUAAGACACUUCAGCCAUUUCAAAAAUAUUUAGUUACUAAUGCUACUGUAAAUGUUGAAACACCAUUCUAUGCUGACCUGUCAGUUUUAUGUACGAGUAAUAGUCAAAUUUUGAAAUUAAAUGUUGCUGAUACAAACAGUCACGAUGAAGUGGCAGAAAGAAUUGAUUAA
Messenger RNA from Funneliformis mosseae, 670 nucleotides. NCBI's taxonomy places the organism in Eukaryota, Fungi, Glomeromycota, Glomeromycetes, Glomerales, Glomeraceae. The record is from the annotation of a GenBank genome assembly.